This is a messenger RNA of Hermetia illucens (black soldier fly), 3147 nucleotides long. It is a transcript of the gene pasha, whose product is annotated as microprocessor complex subunit DGCR8. Bases 537 to 2465 code for a protein of 642 amino acids. Gene Ontology annotation, biological process: primary miRNA processing. Lineage: Eukaryota; Metazoa; Arthropoda; Insecta; Diptera; Stratiomyidae. Gene Ontology annotation, molecular function: identical protein binding; primary miRNA binding; heme binding. Gene Ontology annotation, cellular component: microprocessor complex. The record is from RefSeq and is a predicted model, not a curated record. The transcript is spliced from 7 exons.
UUCACAAAGUUUUAUUGCAAUUUCUCAAAAUUUUCCAAGUCAAGUGUACUCGAAACCCUUAGUAUAUCCAAAGCGUAAAAUAUAUAAAGUACACUUUUAUAUAUUUUGUCAACUGGAAGCUCUUUUUCAUUAGGAUCCUUCUGUUGAAAAGUUUCCAGAAGAAUUCAUUGCAAAAGGCGCUUCGCUGUCCAGACAUCAAAACUUUUUCUUUUUUUAUUUUUGGACGCUUGCCUAAAUGUUUUUUUGUAUCCAAAAUUGUAAGAGAUGGAAUUGUAUUUGACUGGUCACAAGUAAACGAUUUUUCCGUGCGAGAAAGAAAGAACUCAGCGCAGUGCUAAAGGUGUUCUAUAGCAAUCAAUGCGACCGUCCAAUUCUUAUUAUCCAUAAAAUUCUAUUGAGUUGGACUUAAUCGGCAUUGGCUGCUUGUAGAACUUCCUAUGUCGCCACACUAUUAACACUUAGAAGAGUAGGUUUGGUUUAUUCACACCCACAAACUAGAGAAAGUAAUUGAGCGAAGAUAAUUGUGAGUUGGAAGCAUGGAGGACGAAAACUCAGCCGCGAAAAGGCCUCGUCUGGAGGCUUCUCAAGAUGGAUCGCAGGAACGACCACCUGAAAGCAAAUGCCCGUUCGCAGCUGAAAGGGGAGCUGCGAAGAAAUCCAACAAGGUCGAGGAGCCGGGCAGCUUGAUUGAUGAUGAAUUGCGGCAGUUCCAAGUGCUGGACGAGGUGCAAGGAGACGAGGAUGGAACCGGAUCUGAAUGCGAUGAAGAAGGUAGUGACGGUGGGGACUCUUCCGAAUUCGAUUUGGAUGAAAACGAACUAGAAAACAUGCUGGACGAGGCACUCCCGGAGGACUUGAAGAAGCGGAAGCAAGUACCAUACGAGGAGAGGUUUAAGACGGUUGUGGAAGAGAAGGGACGCAAUCACUUCGACGUUUUGCCUGAAGGAUGGCUUCAAGUUACGCACAACAGUGGCAUUGCUUUGUACUUACAUAAAUCUUCGCGUGUUUGCACAGUUUCUCGGCCAUAUUUCCUUGGGCCGGGAAGUGUUCGGAAACACGAACUUCCAAUUAGCGCAAUUCCAUGUCUUAACUAUCGACGGGCUCUUGAGAAAGAAGAGGAAGAACGACAAAAACUUCAAAAUGGAUUGACCGAAGUAUCGACAGCAAACCCUUCGUCAACGGAAAAUUCUCAAGAAGCUAUCACAGCUGGUCCAGGAUCAGAUUCCCGCGACAAACCUAACAUAGAUGAGAAUUCUAGUCAAAACGAUAGCCAAGGCAAUGGAACGAGACCGGUUGGUCCUCUUACAAAUGAGAAUAGUACACCGCCUAAUCCACUGCGCGCACUGCACAAUGCAAAAAUCGAAACCGUCACAGAGAAUCUGAAAGCUCAAAGUCUGACAGCAGCACAAGUUAAUGAAUAUUGUAGGAAAUUGUUCCAUUUCAAAACGAUUCGUGUGAUGCGGUUCAAAUCCUGGUCGGCACGGCGGAAAUUUACAGUAAAUCGAAAGAAAAUAAAAAAUCUACAACGUCCAACACUUCCCGACGGAACAAAGUUCAUAACGUUUCCUGUUCCUGCCAAUGAUGCCAAUGGUAAUCCCAAUAAUCAUCGCGGGCGAAAAGAAUGGAUUAUGAAUCCCAAUGGCAAGAGUUACGUUUGUAUAUUGCAUGAAUAUGCACAGCAUGCUAUCAAGAAGCAACCCACCUAUGAAUUUAAGGAAUUGGAAAACCCGGCGACACCAUAUUCGGCAUCAGUUACGAUAAACGGUUUGCAAUAUGGCACUGGCUAUGGAACUAGCAAGAAACAGGCGAAAUCAGAAGCAGCCCGUGAAGCUCUAGAAGUUUUAAUACCCGAAAUGCGAGAUAAGAUUACUUCCGUUAAGUCAGGAAAUUCGAGUACCAAUAACUAUAAACAUUUGUCGGUUUUCGACGAAAUUAGAAUCGAAGAUCCUCGAGUUACUGAAUUCUGUGAAAAAACAACUGAACCUACGCCACAUGCAAUCCUUUUGACCUGUCUUCAAAGAAAUUUUGGCUUAGGUGAUGUAAAAAUCAACUAUCAAGUUAACCCUCUAAAGCACAAGAAAAAUGAAUUCACGAUGACCGUGGGUAAACACACCGCCACUGUUGUCUGCAAGAAUAAACGCGAUGGGAAGCAGCUUGCAUCUCAAGCUAUUCUUCAGAUCCUCCAUCCUCAUAUAAAAUCCUGGGGCUCAUUACUUCGUCUCUAUGGCAAUCAUUCCGUGAAAACUACCAAAGAGAAAAAGCAAGAGGAGCAGGAAAUAACUGUGCUCCAAAGUAAGGCGGCCAUAAAUCAACCCAACUAUGCAAUCCUGGACAAAUUGAAAUUGGAAAUGACUAAAUUGGGUGAUUCGCGAGCUGCUAUAAAGUCGAUUGGAACGUUUAUACCGCCCAGUGAUGUGGAACUGCCAACCGCGUCAUCUUCAAAUCUGAACAAUGUCGAGCUAUAAGUAUUUUAUUGUUUUACCUCAUACAUGUAUUUUGGUAGGAGUAUAGUGUCAGCGCGAGUAUGCGAACGCUUUAUUAAAACGGUCGCGAAUUGUGUACGGAGGAGAUGUAAAAUGGUGCUAAGACGAUGUUCAUUAGGGAAAUUGGAUCGAGUGGAAUGAGUAUUGUUUAACGAGACUAAGCUGAAAGUUUUCGUUUGUUUAAUUUCAUUGUUCAGUUAAAAUAUAUCCAACUAGUUUUUGAAGACUCAAAACAACAAGUAUAUGUCCUCUGAGGCUCAAAGAAAUCAAUGUCGCAUGCAUUAGUUCUUAGAAUCCUUAGAAAAAUUGAAGGUUUUUCCGAAGUAGCUUAGGCACUUUAUAGACAAAGUCGCUAAAUUUAUUUUUAAGAUAGAACUAAGGAAGGUGAAAUUUCUCUAGACUGACAUCUAAUAUCAUGUUUUCUGCCUAUUGAUAUUCAGAUAAGAAUUGAAAUUUAAGGUUUUAUGCUUCAGUGGUUUCUUAAUAGGCAAUUUUUAUCAGAAAUAUGACUUUCGUCUUAUAUUGCUGAAACUGAAUUGAAAUGAUUCAAGAGAAAAGUCAUUAGAAUAGAAAUGUAUGUAAAUAAGAAGAAAUUCACAUAUAUUUUUCUCUCUCACACUUAAUAGUUGUAGGUCUGUAAUAAAAUCGUGCAUUUUUAAAGCUU